AUGAAACCAUCAUGGAGAUGUCAUCCGUAUUUUCUUGGAUUAGUCAUAGGUCUAUGGCUUAUAGUUCUUCCCAACAGGACUACAGCAUGUCCCAAACUCUGUGCCUGCUAUGUACCGGCAGAAGUUCACUGCACUUUUAGAUAUCUCACCGUGAUCCCCAAACCGAUCCAAGCACACGUCGUACGCAUUAAUUUUGGGUAUGUUAGAUUAAAAAAUAAAAAAUACUUAAUGUUUCAAUUUAAACUAUCUGCAUUGACUAAAUUUACAAUUCACAUAUCCUUCAUGUUUUGAUUUACUUAAUUCUAUAUUUCUUUCUUUAAAAAUUCCAACAACUGGUAGCAGUGGGAAUAAAUAUAGACUGGAAACAAAUAAUGUUUGUAUACUGGACAGAACAGCCUACACUGCUCUAGAAAUAACUUUCCGUACAUGUUGGAAUAUUAUAAAGGAGAGUGAGUUUGUGAUGUAAAGUACCUCCCACAUAGUUAGACCACUGUGUACACAUUUUAUACAAUGAUCUGCAAACUGCAUGUGUUAGUACAUGAUGGUGUACACAUAUGAUUAGCCUCUAUGAUAAUCUAUGUCAUGAUGUCCCUAGCAGGUUUGGAAAGGGAUUAACAUUUUCAUGUUAAGCAGUGACGUUAUUUACUGGGACAUUCUGCAGAAUACAACUGGGCCUUUGCUUAAAUUACGUGGAUUGCAACGGUCUUCCGGGAUAGAAUUUGUUGGUUAUGCAUCAAAAAGAGACACUGGCAGAUUGUGAAGAAGCAUAUUAGGCUUUACUUGUGUGUAUAAACAGCAAACAUUUAUAACAUAUCAGUUACUUCAAACAGCAGCCAGCAGGGUGAAUUGCAAAAGGAAGAGAGACAUAGAGUAAGUAAAAAAAACAAGAACUUCCUUCCUGUCAGUACCAAAAAGUUCAUAUCACAUAUAAGCAGUACUCUGAACUGCACAGCGCCAUCUACAGCUAAAGUGCUAAUUAUAUACAUAUUAUGCAGUACAUGCGGUCGUAUUUCCCAACACCCCUUCUCAAUGGCAUGUGCAUAAUUACGUGACAUUCAGCUUCUUUUGUAGUAAACAAUGACGCUCCUUUAGCAACGGUUUGGUGAGUGCGUCUGCAGUCAUCUCUUUUGAUGGACAAUACUGAAUGUCAAUAACUCCUUGCUCUUGCAUGUCCCUGAGCAGAUGAUGUUUUACAUCAAUAUACUUGGUUCUGGUAUUUACCCUUUCUGAUUUGGCCAAUUGUAUGCAUCCCUGAUUGUCUUCAAGGAUUGGUAUGGGUUUAGACAUGUUCAGUCCCAUAUCUAGUAGAAGUUGGCAAAUCCAAGUUGCUUCUUGACAUGCUUGUGCUGAUGCUACAUAUUCCACUUCAGUUGAAGAUAGUGCUACAGUCACUUGUUUUCGACUAGACCAGCUUGUAGUUCCUUCUCCAUGCUGGAAGAUGUAACCAUCUACAUUUCCGAUUAAUUUGGGGUUUGACAUUGCUGGCAGUCUCAGCUUUAUUCGAGUUGUUCCCUUUAGGUACUGUAUCGCUCUCUUGACUAGGUGUUGCAACUUUUCUGCAAAGUAUACCAACUGCUGCGACAACAUCUGGUCUUGUUACUGUAGCAAUGUAUAGCAAUUUUCCAAUGGUCUUGCGGUAAUUAUCAUUGUUGUGUAACACAUUUUCUGUUUCACAGUUUUUCUGAUAAUCAGGUUCCAUUGGUGUUUUCACUCCUUUUGCAUCUUGCAAAUUUUUUUACUUUGGUUGAGAAGAAAGCUUUCAUCUUCUUCCCUCUCUAUUUGAAUUUCUAGGUAGUGACUGAUGUUCCCUAACUCUUUAAUCUUAAAGUUCUGUUUCAAUUUGUGAACUAUUUGGUCAUAAUCCCCUUCUUGUUCAAAACAAAUUAUGUCGUCAACAUAAAUUAGAAUGUAUAUCCAUUUGUUUUCUUUAUUCUUUGAAAAAAUACAUUAUACCAUGCUUUAAUUCUCGAGAAUCCUUCUUUUGUGAGUAUAUCAUUCACUUUUUCAUUCCACAUUCUUGCUGCCUGUUUGAGCCCAUAGAGGCUCUUUGGAAGCUUACAUACAAGGUUUUGUCCCUUUUCAAACCCUGGUGGCUGUUCCAUAUAGAGAUCCUCCUUGAUAUCUCCAUAUAGGAAAGUGGUUUUGACAUCCAGAUGCUUCACCUGCAUUGCCUUUCUGGCUGCAAUGCUAAGGGGUGCUCUGAUGGUUGUGUGCUUUACAAGUGGAGCAUAAUCGUCUCCGAAUUUCUGGGAGUAUCCUUUGGCAACUAAUCUCGACUUGUAUAUUUCCUUCUGCAUCAUAUUUCACUUUGAAAGUCUAUUUGCUUCCUAUAGUUUUGUGAUCGGAGGGGGAGCAUAGUGAGGGACCAGGUUUGGUUUUAAUGAAGUGAUUUUAUUUCUUCUUCCACUGAUUGGCUUCCCUUUUUGGGCAAUUUUUAUAUGUCUUUCCAGGAUGUGGGUUCCUGUAUUCCAUAUGUCUAAGCAGUGUAAGACAGCCUGCAGGGUGGUAUUCCUUUUGUCACCCGAAUGGAUCGUCUGAUUUCUGUUUUUUCGGUAGGUUCUACUGGUUUGUAUAUUGUAAGUUCCCCUUGUUCUGACUUUUGUGCAGCUUCAUGUUGGUCAUCAUCUCUUGCUGUUUCAGUGGGCCUAUUCUCUUCACAGCUUUUUAGGAUCGGUUUUUCUGAUGCUUCACUUUCAUCAAAAUAAACACUGUGACUUAUUGUAACCCUGUUGGUCUUUGGGUGAAGGAUUCUAUAUGCCUUUAGUUUGUUCCCUUCUAGCCCAUCAGAAACCCUUCUAUGGCUUUGUUCUCCAACUUGGAACUUUUCUCACUUAGGGCAUGGCAUAUGCCUUACAGCCGAACACUCUGAUAUGCCCUAUACUGGGUUUUGAUCCAUUCCACAUUUGGUAUGGAGUACUUUGAAUAGUUUUUGAUGGUAGCCUGUUCUGUAGGUAUGUUGCAGUCAUUAUUGCUCCCCAGUACUUGUUAGGUAAGUUGGCAUCUGAAAGCAUGCAUCUGGCCAUUUCUGUGAGAGUGCGAUUUUUACUUUCUGCUACACCAUUUUGUUCAGAAGUGUAUGGUACAGUUGUUUGGUGUACAAUACCAUACCAAUACCAACAAUACCAUAAUAGGUAUGAUUAGACACCCUGUCCCAUUUUUCCCCUCCAUUGUCAGUGUGUAUUAUUCCUGGUUUCCUUUGAAAUUUAUUGCUGGUCACAGCUAUGAAUUCCUGAAGUCUCUCUGAUGUCUCGCUUUUGUGCUUCAGCAGAUAUGUCGUUGUGUAUCUGGAAUAAUCAUUAUUGAAGGUCAGUAAAUAUCUGUUCCCGCUAGGUGUGGGGGAUUUCAUUGGUCCACACAUGUCACUGUGUAUGAGUUCCAUGGGUUGAGUCGUCUUUCUUUGACUAGUCUGUGGAAGUGGUGUACGUGUGGCCUUUGCUUUGAUACAACACAUGCAUUUCAUGAGCAUGUGGCAAGGCAAAAUUGAUAGAGCUCUCUUUGCAAAAUCCUUUAUGGCUUCUGGGUUUUGAUGUCCCAAUCUUCUGUGCCACACUUGUUGUGUACUUUAUGAGUUGUUGCUCUGGCUUGUUCGCUUGCAGUGAUGAGUUUGUACAGGUGUUCAUUCAACCUUCUUUUUUCUAGGAAUUGUUUUUUGUUUCAAAUUGUGCAUUCAUUGCCUCGGAACUAGACUGUGAGUCCAUUUUUAGCAAGGGUUUACACUGAUAGAAGACUUCCUUCUAGGCUUAGAACAUACAGAACAUUCUUUACAAGGAUGCUUUGCUUACCCCCUGACUGUGUGAUGCACUUCAGGAACCCUCUGCUGUAAUACUUUCCCAUUUGCUAGGAAGACUGUCUUUUGCACUGUAAUCAAUUUCUGUAAAAAACGUUUCAUCACUUGUCAUGUGACUUGUUGCCCCUGAGUCGAUGCACCAUCCGUGUGAUGUGCUAUUCUGAGUUACUUUAAAGGUACCACUCCAUGAUGCACCUGCAGUUUCCUUUGUGCCUGUUUUAACUCUUUCUCUUGUUGGUGGCUCUUUCCUUCGCUGCUCAGCUUUCCAGAUUGAGCAGUUCUUUUUUAGGUGACUGGCCUUUUUGCACCGAAAACAUACCCUGGUUUCUUUGCUUUGUCUUAUGCCUUCAGCUACCUCUGAUCUCUCAUUAUCUUCCAUAUGCAUAUUUUCCUUUCUUUUGUUGUAUUCAUCAAAUUAUUUUCCUUUAGCAUAUUCUAGUGUUAGUUCCUGCUCUGGUCUAGUUUUCAGAGCAUUUAUAAGGGCACCAAAUGACUCUGGAAGGCUGCAUAGUAAUAAUGCUACUACAUGAUUGUCUUUCAUGUCUUCACCUAUUGCAUGUAGCUGUUCCACAAUCUCUAGCAUAGCAUUCACAGGGGCGAGGGGACCUGGCGUGGAGAACGGCGGAGGAGCCAACAGGGAACCAGGGUCUAUCUUUAAGUGCCCAGAGGACACAUUCUUCAGGAUUGUCAGUGGGUCUGUUUGUAUCCAGUACAUGCCACAAGUUAUCUUUGGAUAACAGCAUUUCAAGCUUGAAUUUCCACAUCUGGUAAUUGGCAUUGUUGAGCUUUGUUAUUGCAAACUUCACAUCUGAACCACUUGUCAUCUUUCAGUAAACUGGAUGCAGCUCUUGUUUCCUCACUCAGUAUUUACUGGGAUCAUUAUUUGUGGUUUUCCUUUAGAAUCUGUAUCCAUAACCUGUUGGUUAUGCAUCAAAAAGAGACACUGGCAGAUUGUGAAAAAGCAUAUUGGGCUUUACUUGUGUGUAUAAACAGCAAACAUUUAUAACAUAUCAAUUAUCAGAGCAGCCAGCAGGGUGAAAGGUAAAAGGAAGAGAGACAAAGAGCAAGUAAAAAAAAAACCAAAGAACUCCCUUCCUGUGAGUACCAACAAGUUCAUAUCAUAAAUGAGCAGUACUCUGAACUGCACAGCGCCUUCUACAGCUCAAGUGCUAAUUAUAAUUAUUAUACAUAUUAUUAUAUUUCAAAUCUAUACAUAAUGCUGCUCCCACCUAUCUAUCCUCCCUUAUACACAAGUAUGUCCCGUCUAGGCCCUUACGAUCUGCUGAAGACUUACGUCUAUCUUCUGUUCGUACUCCCACCUCUGAUGCUCGCCUUCAAGACUUCUCAAGGGCUGCAAUGUUUCUGUGGAACUCGCUUCCCUCCUCUGUUAGAUGCUCACCCAGUCUCCACUCCACUCCUUCAAAAAAAUCAUUAAAAACACACUUCUGACUGAUUCCUCUCUUGCAACUGUCAUUAGUCUAAUACUAUCCUUACCUUUUUGUGUCAUUUUACCCCACUCCCUCUAGCAUGUAAGCUCAUUGAGCAGGGCCCUCAACCCCUCUGUUCCUGUGUGUCCAACGUGUCUGGUUACAACUACAUGUCUGUUCGUCCACCAAUUGUAAAGCGCUGCGGUAUUUGAUGGCGCUAUAUAAAUAAUAUAAUUAUAUGCAGUAUUUGAUGUUGUAUUUCCCAACAGAAUUACCAGUGAUGCAGCCAAUGCAGUAACAUCUGACCUCGCACUCGACUAAAUGACUGUUUCCUUUACAUUGCACUGGAUUAGAUAAAACAUGAAAAGUAAUUUGUGUCUACAGAGCAGUAGGGAGCUUUUCCUGGAACUUUGGGCACAGAUGGCUAGUCAUGCUUUCUCAGUGCACCGGCUCUAAGGUAUGGCAUCAUAACUCUGCAGUACUCAUUCCUUUCAACUGCGUACAUAGAGCACUGUCAAGAGAGUAUGCCAAGUGUAGAAGACAUACAUAUUGGAAACAAAAUUUGCAUAAUAGAAUACAUUGUUAUAAAGUGUGACUGGUGCUGAACUAGAUGUACAGAACUUUAUAAAAGUUACAGACUCAGGAUAAGGAAACUUAUGAAUGGCAAGAGAUCAGGUGAAGGCCAGUCAUGUAUUCACUCAAAAUGGCUUUCAUUAUCUUAGAAGCCUAUGAAUCAUGUAUUUUUCCUGCAUGUUCUGCGUUUUUCCCCAAGAGAAAAAAUAUAUUUAUGUCAAAACAGUAAAUUAUGUUUUCCAGGUGCUCGAGCUGAGCCCAGCUGUGGAGGGUCAGCUCAUUGGCUGAGUGCAUCAACUGAUCAUUUUCAGCCAAUGAGCUAAGUCUUGCACUGCCAGGCUUAGCUCAGGCAGAUAGCUACCGGCUCUCAGACCAAAAGGGAAGGGGCAUGGAGCAGCUCUUCAUGUUCCCUAUGUAAGAAGUCAAGCCAUUAGAAAAUGGUUUGACUACUUAAAUUUAGGUGGGGUGGCAGCGCACCCCUGACACCAUAACCACUGCUGUGCUGUUGUGAUUAUGGUGCUUGGAAUGUUUCUUUAAGGUCAGUUCAUGAGCAUUUUAACUAUGCCCCAUAAUAACUGGGAAAUAAAAUAUAUAAAACAACACAAAAACGCAUGGAGUAGAGCCAAGUUGUAUAGAUAGGCUUAUUUGCUUUACUUUAUUUCUAUUUAUUUAUUUUUUUAUGAUUUGGACAGAUUUAAACGUACAAGACAAAGUACACACACUAAAAAGUACAUACAUACACAUUAUACAUAAUAAAGUCAAAUUUAACUUUAGCUUUAACACAAGUUUCCAGUUCUUGGAGUAAUUUAUUAACUUCUUGUGUAACUCUACAGUAUCCUUCAGGUUUUUUUUUAAAAGAACAUUGCCGUUUGAAAAUGAAAGCCCUGUCAAUAUAUAAUUUACUUUUAUGUGGACUGACUUUUAUGGAAUCAGCAUUUUGUGAAUGGCAAUGUGUGCAUAGUAGUUAUAGUUUCAACAUUGUUAUGUCACAUGGGCAAAAUAGGAUUUAUAAUCACAUUUAUUCUUAUUAAUAAAUAUAAAUUUCUCCACAAUGGGGCAUUUUACUAUUCCCAUUUUAUUCUGCUCCCUUAGACGUAUAAUAAUACAUCAUACUUAUGGAACACAUUUUAGAAUGCCCCAGGUUCCUUACCAGGAACUAGACAUUUUCUAAAUUUUAAGUGUUGUUAUUUUUAAAACAGUAAAUAUAGAUUUGUAUUUCUGUAUUCCAAGCACUUUGUGUUUUCCAUUUCUGGCACCUUGCUUGACUAGUGUCAGUGAACCAUGGAAAGCAAACACACACUAAGUUUAUUUAUUUUACAAGUCACUGAGAGAAAAUGACUAAGAAUAUUGCUGUUACUGAAAGGACCCCCUGUCCAAACACACAUUAAAUAUAUUAAUAUCAAUAGGCCCCAGGUGAAUGAACAUUAAAAACGUGAUUAAAUACGCAAACAAUGAAUCAUUCUACUAAACAAGAAAGAAACCUGAAAAUAAUUAACGGCUUCCAUAUGUAACAGGAUGCAGAGCUUAAUAAAUUUCUCCCUCUUUUUUUUUUUAUUCUAUUAAAUAUGCAUUUAAAAUUAGAAUAGUUGAGUAUAUACACUUGAAUGGUAAUUGUUACCAUUAUCUGCAUCUUUUUUAAAGCAAGUUCCAGGUUACUUAUCACCCCCUGGUCUCUUUUUGAAACCAAAAGGAGAAGCACUGUAGCAAUGUAUGUGUACGUUGCACUAGUACAAAGAAGCAGAAUAUUAUUCCCUCUGAAAUGCACUACAGAGCUUCAAGGUUUCUAUUAACUUAGAGCCCUAAAACACUUUAGUUUGUUACAUACUCCUGGCAGGGCUGGAUUAACAUAGGGGCUGAUGGAGCUGCAGCUCCAGGCCCAGGCCCAGGCCCAUGGAAUAGGCCCAUUGAUUUAAAAAAAAAAAAAAAAAACAUUUUUUUUUUAAUUUUUUUUUUCCACACACUACUCUUAGGGAUUCCACCUGGCUUUUAUUUUAUUGGCACAGCCAGUAUUUGAGGCUGCCUGGCUGGUGCCAAUAUUGCAGUGAUACUGGCAAUAUAAAUGCUGGUAUUUUUCUCAGUAUAAAUGGAAAUUACUAUGCAACAGUGUCCCCAUGUCUCCCAGCCAGUGUUCCUGGUGUCUCAGUGCCUCUAGUCUUCCAGUGACCCCUAGUCUCCCAGUGCCCCCAAUCUGCCAGUGUCUCACUGUCCCCAUGUCUCCUAGUGCCUCCAUGUCUCUCAGUGCCUCAAGUGUCACAAUGUCACCAAGCUAGUGUCCUUAGUGUCUGUGGCCCUGGUGUCUGUGUCCCCAUGUCUCCCAGUGCCCCCAUGUCUCAAUGUCCCCAUGUCCCCCAGCCAGUGUCUCUAGUAUCUUUGUCCCUGGUGUCUGUGUCCCCAUGUCUUCAAGUGUCCCCUAUUUUUCCAUUGUCCCCAUGUGUCCCAGCCAGAGUCCCCUAGUCUCCCAGUGUCACUGGUGUCUCCGUGUCCCUAGGUCUCCCCGUGUCCCCAGGUCUCCCCAUCUUCCUAGUGUCCUAGUGACAUGGGGACCAUGGGAUACAUGGGGACACAGGGAGACAUGGGGCAUUGAGACACUGUGAUACAUAGGAUCACUGGGAGACCUGGGGACAUGACACUAGGGGACACUGGGAGACAUGGGGCACUGAGACACUGAUACAUAGGAACACUGAGACCUGGAGUAAUCGACACAUGGGGGGCACUGAGUCAUGAGGGCACUGGGAGACAUGGGGGCACUGGGAGGAAUCCAUCUAUACAGCAGAUUUAAACUAAGUAGUUUUUUGGUGAUUUUACAGCAUUUUCUCUUAUGUCACUCCUUGUGAUUUAUAUCAUGUGAUGUCACCCACACAUAUUUAAUUAUGCAAAUUAGUAAGGCCGGUAUGUUUUUCCAAGAAAGGUGGCAACCCUAACUACUUUUCACAUACUCUUACUUAAGUAUGGAAACUUAAGAGGGAUGUAUGGGAACAAAACUUGUGUGGACUGGCUGACCAUGAAUAUAGUUAAAGGGACACUAUAGUCAUCAGAACAACUACAGCUUAUUGAAUUUGUUCUGGUGAGUAGAAUCAUUACUAUCAGGCUUUUUGCUGUAAGCACGGUCUUUUCAGAGAAAAUGUUGUGUUUACAUUACAUCCUAGUGAUAACUUCACUGGCCACUCCUAAGAUGACUGUUAGAGAUCCUUCCUGGGUCAUGGCUGCCUAAAAUGCAUGCAAACAUUCAGUGUCUCCUCCCUCUGCAUGCAGACACUGAACUUUCCUCAUAGAGAUUCAUUAAAUUAAUCUAUAUAAGGAGAUGCUGAUUGGCCAGGGCUGUGUUUGAAUCAUGCUGGCUCUGACCCUGAUCUGCCUCUUUGUCAGUCUCAGCCAAUCCUAUGGGGAAGCACUGUGAUUGGAUCAGGCCACCACUUCUUUGCUAUAUUUAUGGAGGCAUGAGGGGCCCAGGAGGGCUAGAUGGUGGUGUUAACACUAUAGGGUCAUGAAUUCAUGUUUGUGUUCCUGACCCUAUAGUGAUCCUUUAAGGUAAUGCUGACUUUGGUCUCUCUAACACUGUGGCAUGUUCCCUUUCUUCUACACUCACUACAUAAAGCUUUCCUCUGUCCCAGACCAUAUACCAGGAGCUUCUGCCUGCUAGUAAGAAGGUAAGGAGACAAGUGGACCAGCGAGUGCUAGGGGACAGUCCUUAGAAAGCGUUGAGCGAGCGCAUCAUUAGAUGCAUUUAUGCCAAGCUCAGGGUGCUGUCUGCAUAGUAUGCCCUUAGUUGGCCAGCUGCAUGAUUGGCAGGCAGCCUGACAUGCAUUCAUACCAGGCUGGCCUUCUAAUUCUUUGAGCAGACAUGUCCUCUUUUUGGGCAUGUUCGCCCCUUUUGGCAGGUUACGUGAUUUGUGUCAGUGGCACACCCUUUUACCAUGCCCAUUGACUUCCUGCCUGACUGGACACUGCUGUUAGGGGUUAUGGAUUUACUUGAAAGAUGAAAACAUAAAUUAGAGAGAGAUUAGCCUAGGGUAUGUGUUUUCUUAUAGCUGCUGUUUUCGUUCUCUCCAGCACCAUCUCCAUCAGAUACAUGAUGCUUGGGAGUGUUUUACUGUUUUUGGUCGAUAUGAUUCUGUAAUUAGGCCCGUCAUAAUUGUCAGCACCAGGCCCACUGGGCUCUUAAUCUGGCCCUGAUUCCUGGGAGCAGGGGUAAGCGACCAUCAAAACUCCAAAUGUUGUGGACUGCAUCCUCCCUGAUUCUGUUCCAGGAUUAUAGCUGUGGGAGAUAUAGUACACAACAACUGGAGUGCCAAAGGUUGCCUACCCCUGUUGUAGAGGAAUAGAUCUGUUACAGAGAACAGAAUAAGUGGUUGCAGGAGGCUUCUCCUGCUCUCCCUGUAAGUCAGUUGCAUUUGACAGUGAGGACUAUCAUGACAAUUGAUUGACAGGUGAUGGAAAGAGCAAACUCUUAAAUAGAUCUUUCUUUUUGGACUUUCUUUUUAAUUAAAGUUGUGUGUAUCAUGAUAGGUAUUAAUUGCAAAACAUAAAAUAAUUUGGGUAUCAGUGCAAUGAUAAUGAUGAAUACAGUGUGUAUUCAUUAUUAACAAUGUAUAGUUAGAACAAGUGUAUUAAUUAGGGAGAUGAUGACGGCAUUAUGAAAAUAUAAGUUUUAUAACAUCCCAACAUAGUCAACAUAUGCAUCAAUUAAUUUGUAUAAUAAAAAGCAAAUGCAAUAAAUAGCAAACUGUGCCAACAUUGUUAGCACGCGUGGGAAUGGUCUUCUUUAUUGAACUAAUUUAUAUAGAAAAAGAAAAACAAAUGUUUCCCGUCACACACCUCUGCUUACAAAAUGAGCGUAAAAAUCUGUGUAACGGAUCACCUGGCACCCCAACUGGGUACCACCGUUGAAGGAUGCUCCUAGUGUUUCCUAAGGGCUCCAAGCACUCCAGCCGACACCAUAACCACCGUUGACUCCUUCAGAGAGCAGGACAGGAACAAGCUCUUAUAAGAGCUUAGUAGUGAUUUAGCAAGGGAGUAUGACAAGCAUAGCAAUCCCUUGUAGAAGAUUCCCCCAAUAAGAGAAGGCACUCCAAAUUGAGGGUGAAUUAGAACUGACUGUACUGGCACAUACAGCCUCUUUUAUUCACAAUCCACAAACAUAGUACUGCCCACGGGGUUUUGAAAUACAACCAAUCAAUCCGUACAAUACACACAGACACUCCCACACAAAAUCCUCCCCUCUGCCUGUGAUAUGAUUACUGAACACAAUGGUUAAUAUAAUUAUCACAGGCAGAUAAAUACAGUAUUAUAGAACAUAUCACAGGGACCCCAAAACAUGCAAUAACCCCAUAAAGUAUAUCCUCGGAACCGGGGGAUCUGGGUGAACCACAUAUCCAAAAUUCACCCAGAUCCGUUCAGUAGUUUGGAAGAUACGGUUUAAUGCAGAUUCCGCAGAACAUAUACAGGCUAAAUGAAAAAUAAUUACUGUAUAAUGUAUCCCCUGUUGUAUAGUUUAAAACUACUGCAUGAUGUCUUUGUGCACCAAAUACCGGCGAGAUGGCACUGUGUAGAAAAGUCCAAACAGUGUCUGUGAGUUAAAAUGGCCGCCAUCCAUUGUUCUUAACAUGUGCUUCAUCCAUUGUUCUCACCAUGUGCCUCUGAUACAUGAAAUGGUGGCCACCCAGUAACUCCACAGUAUUUUCCCAGAUGGUUCUUAAAGGGCCAGCAGCAGCAUAAUAAAAUACAAUAUGCCCAAAUACUGUAUUUAAAGGGCCAAAUCUCCCAGGGGCCAUAGUCAGCAGGCGGGCAAACAGGCUUCUCCAAUGCCCAGUGGCGAGGUUGGUUUCGCCACAAUGUGUAUAGAGGAUUGCUGAGAAACAUUAUGAAAAGAUAGUCACAUAUGAGUAUUUUAUGAAGAUUUAUAUCAGAGAUCUAGAAUUCUCUUGGAUAUUUAAUUUUAAUUUAUCAUAAUGUUCCAGUUAUCCUGGUAAAAGCAUUCCAGGAUAUGGCAAGUCAUGCAUAGGAAGAGUUCAUGUACUCGUUCAAAAAUAUUUAUCCAUAGUAGUUUACAGAAGUCCCCAUACCAGCAAGGAACAAAUUAAAUACCAUAAAGGCAGUGUUUUCUGAACAUACAUAGGUAAACCCCCUUCUCUCCUUUAAGUAAAACGGAGCUUAUGUGCAUAUUUAUUCUCUUCUUUUGAUUUGUCUUCUUGUGUACAGUUACAACAGUGUGAGUAGGCUGGAAGAAAGGGACUUCUCUGGUCUGGAGAAGCUGGAAUUGCUGAUGCUGCACAGUAAUGAGAUCCAAACAAUUCAUGAAAGCGCCUUUAACGAUUUAUCCUCUUUACAGGUAAGAAUGAUUUAAACAGAUAAAUAACUUUCUUCCAGCAUGGAAUCCUUAAUACUAUAAAUGCCAGAUAAAGUAGUAAGCAGUCAGGCAUGAGAUAGUUAAGCUUUAAAUAGGAUUACAUUUCAGUUGAAUAUGUAGUGACAAAAAAAAAAAACUUUGUUAAUGUAAUUAAUACAAUAAUAUUCGAAAGCAAAACAAAUAUGAACAGGAAAAUGGUUUCAUAAAACUAUUUAUAUGACAAGUAUCUAAAUUUGCAUAAUGGGUAGGGGUGGUCACGAACCAGCAUCAAAGGACGUCUAAGAGGACAGUUCUGACAUAAGCAUUGGGUUAAGGAAUUGUCUGUUCUGUUAGUUAACUAAGAAUUGUAAAGGCUUAUUUUGUCAAUGUAUGGAGGUUUAUACCGUAAAGAUGAUGAUCAGAACCCCAAUUAUAAUUUGGAAAUUAUUUGUGUAGAAUGCUAAACUGAGAUUUAGAAAUCACUUGCUUUAGACUGAUAAAGAUUGCUAGGAAUGUCUUGUAAAUUCUUAGUAAAGAGGUAAUAUGGUCUUCAAAAGUUCUUUAGUAAUCAAGGAUGAAGUAUAAAUAUUUGAAUAUAAUAAUUGUAUGUUGUGUUACUACAUGGUGUCCUGGUUUUCUGUUCCACCCAGAUAUUAAAGAUGAGCUACAAUAAAGUAAAAUCCCUCCAUAAGAACACUUUUCAUGGUCUUAAAAAUCUGGUGAGAUUACACAUGGAUCAUAACAAAUUGGAAUUCUUAGACCCCGGAUCAUUCUAUGGACUCACAUCUCUUAAACUGGUCCACCUGGAAGGAAACCUGCUGAGACAACUUCAUACAGACACUUUUGUUACUUUGCGGUACAUUCAGAUCUUUAAAACAUCAUCCAUAAAACAUGUUUACCUAUCCAGCAACCAGUUAUCUUCACUACCUAAAGACAUGUUCUUGUACAUGAAUGAAUUGGAAGGACUCUAUAUUAAUGAAAACCCAUGGACGUGUGACUGUAACCUACAAUGGCUCACAGAUGGAUCACAUAAUUUUAAAGGUAAUACUUUCUUUAUUAGUUGUAUUUACUAUAGAACUGGACAUUUGAGAAAAAGCUAUUUCUCCCAGAUAUAGAUUUUCAGCUGAUUUAAAUGUAGAGAACAUGACUCACGUUAGCAUGAUGCCCUUUUUCAAUAAUAAACUACAUAAAGGAUUAACAAAGAAUGUUUUCAUAGAAAUCAAAAUGCUCAACUGGGGAAAUUAUGUCAUUACUGAUGAUUCAGAGACCUAAAGAAAACCUUACCUCAACAUGAUAUGAAAGAUGCUUAGACAAGUGUUUAAAAACACUCAGUAACUUGCCUUGUAUUGUUAGAUGCUCCCCUUAAACUUCUGUAAGCUCACUUGUGUCAGUACAAAAUAUUAAUAUUAAUUAGCUUGUCAAACUACUUCCACUUAAAAUAUAAAUAAAAUGAAUACUACAUGGAUUGUAUUAUAGGAGAAAAUCUUAUCUCUUUUAAUUGAAUAGCAGUUUUCCUGCAGAUGUAGAACUGCUAUUUAUUUAAAAUAGUUAUGAAUACAACUCUACAUUUAAAUUAAACUAUAAUUGGGUCUUUGCAGUUACAACAAACAGAAUAUCUAUUAACAUAUGUAAACAACUCUACAUUUAAAUCAACCUAUAAUCGGGUCUUUGCAGUUAUUAUUAUUAUUAUGAUAUUUAUAUAGCGCCGUCAAAUUCCGUAGCUCUGUACAAUGGGUGGACGAACAGAUAUGUAGUUGUAACCAGACAAGUUGGACACACAGGAACAGAGGGGUUGAGGGUCCUGCUCAAUGAUCUUACAUACUAGAGGGAGUGAGGUAAAAUGACAGAAAAAGGUCAGGAUAGUAUUAGACUAAUGACAGUUACAACAAACAGAAUAUCUAUUAACAUAUGUAAACCGAUAAACACUAGUGUGAUAGUCACUGCACUGACUGUUUGAAUGUCACUACUCUAAAAAUCCAAUGUUUUUCUUGUUGUAUAUUUUUUUAUUUUAUGUUGAAGAUUAAUGAAUUAGUCUGAUAUCAAUCUAUAGAGCACACACAGCCAUAUUUAAAAAAAAAAAAAAAAAAAUGACAUGAUGUAUGUAAUGUCUAGAGUGUUAUAUAUUAAGAGAAUACAAGCACAAAUUAUUUAGUUUCAUUACUAGUAGUGACUUCAAUCAGGAAAACAUUAGUGGACGAGUAAAAAAAAAAAAAAAGCAAUAAAAAAAAUUAGACAAUUAUAGUUUAAAGGGGUAUUUCAACCCCAAUGACUACUUUUAGAAGGUGGUCAUUGUGGAAGCAAUCUGUACACGCAGCAUUUGAUCUUAAAAUACUGGACAGGGAUAUCACCACUUUUGCGCCGUGGGCUAAAUGCACCACUGGCACUGAUGACAUAAUCUUAAUUCUGUGCAACAAUUAUGUCUGUUGUAACAGGUUUUGAUUUAGUCAGCCCGAUUUAGAUGUGUAUAGUGGCAACUAUCCAGGUGCUAUAUAUGCUCUAUAACAGAAAAAAAAGAAGGAUAGUGCGUAGGCGCUUCACUGUAAUUUUGACAAUUCUGUAUAUAGUAUAAAGUAUACAAUAGAUGGUGUAACCGGUACCCUAGUGCUUCCCUUAUACACCAGAUUUACAUAAUACAAUAAAAAGAGACAAAUACCAGUAUAUACACCUCCCCAAUGUGAUCACCACAAAAAUAAGUGAUAUUACCAAUAUAGAACUGGACUGUAAUGUAAACAGCGUAGAACUUGAUUGGGGUAUAAACUAAAAUAGAAAAAACAUAAAAAACAUAGUGCAAACUGUAUGAUAAUAAAUAAGUGAUAAAUAGGUAUGUGAUUCUCACUCACAUUCUCCAGAGCCGUACCAGGCUCUGUAUAGCAGGCUCAGGGGUGCCAAUAACUGGCUAACGAUCCAGGUGGUCCAAAUAGAUGAGACUCCAAAGGUUAAAUAUAAAAUAUAUUUAUUUAUAAAAAAUAUAUAAAAAAGUGUAUACACUGCUGGGCACUAUGGGGGUGGAACCCAAAACAGACAAGGAUAUAUAUAAAACAAUAAUGGAAUUCCACUUACCCCUAUCUGUAUAGUAGCCCAGAGUGACAGAAAUACACAUAAAAUAACAAAUACAAAUGCAGAAGAUUGAAGCAGACGCGUUUCGGCCAACAGCCUUCCUCCAGUGCUUGUCUUCAUGUCCUAUUGAGUCUUCUUUUAUAAGCCUUAUCUGUCCCAUUCACCUGGAUCCAAUUUCGUACCGGCGUCGCGUCACUUCCGGUUUCGCGGGUGACGUCACUUCCGGUUUUUCGGCCGGCUGGAACGCACGCUGAAACGCGGCGUUCAGGAUGUAGAUUGUUAUGAUUAAGUCCCCAUAGCAACCUUAGCCUCCAUAUUUGCAAAAUAUCAUAAUAGAAUAAGUGUUUUUUCUUAUUCUAUUAUGAUAUUUUGCAAAUAUGGAGGCUAAGGUUGCUAUGGGGACUUAAUCAUAACAAUCUACAUCCUGAACGCCGCGUUUCAGCGUGCGUUCCAGCCGGCCGAAAAACCGGAAGUGACGUCACCCGCAAACCGGAAGUGACGCGACGCCGGUACGAAAUUGGAUCCAGGUGAAUGGGACAGAUAAGGACUUAUAAAAGAAGACUCAAUAGGACAUGAAGACAAGCACUGGAGGAAGGCUGUUGGCCGAAACGCGUCUGCUUCAAUCUUCUGCAUUUGUAUUUGUUAUUUUAUGUGUAUUUCUGUCACUCUGGGCUACUAUACAGAUAGGGGUAAGUGGAAUUCCAUUAUUGUUUUAUAUAUAUCCUUGUCUGUUUUGGGUUCCACCCCCAUAGUGCCCAGCAGUGUAUACACUUUUUUAUAUAUUUUUAUAAAUAAAUAUAUUUUAUAUUUAACCUUUGGAGUCUCAUCUAUUUGGACCACCUGGAUCGUUAGCCAGUUAUUGGCACCCCUGAGCCUGCUAUACAGAGCCUGGUACGGCUCUGGAGAAUGUGAGUGAGAAUCACAUACCUAUUUAUCACUUAUUUAUUAUCAUACAGUUUGCACUAUGUUUUUUAUGUUUUUUCUAUUUUAGUUUAUACCCCAAUCAAGUUCUACGCUGUUUACAUUACAGUCCAGUUCUAUAUUGGUAAUAUCACUUAUUUUUGUGGUGAUCACAUUGGGGAGGUGUAUAUACUGGUAUUUGUCUCUUUUUACUAUAUAUGCUCUAUGUUUAUGAAAGUAUUCAUUUUAAAAGUACAACAGCAUGUAUAAUUGAAGAAAUCACAAUUAUUUAUAUUUGCGUUUAACUUCUUAAUUCUACGAGCACCCGUCUGACAUUGUUUUUAGCACCAAAUGUAACUUAUUUACCUCCCUCCAUAGCGACAGUGCUCAAUGUAACUCCCCUGCCUCUCUAGUCACAGCAUUUUAACUAAUUAUUUUACCUCCCUCCAUAGCGACAGCGCUCAAUGUAACUCCCCUCCCAGUCUAGUGACAGCAUUCUACCCAAUUAAUUUACCUCCCUCCAUAGUGACAGCGCUCACUGUAACUCCCCUCCCUCUCUAGUGACAGCAUUCGACCCAAUUAAUUUACCUCCCUCCAUAGCGACAGCGCUCAAUGUAACUCCCCUCCCUGUCUAGUGACAGCAUUUUAACUAAUUAUUUUACCUCCCUCCAUAGUGACAGUGCUCAAUGUAACUCCCCUCCCUCUCUAGUGACAGCAUUCUAUCUUAUUCAUUUACCUCCCUCCAUAGCGACAGCGCUCAAUGUAACUUCCCUCCCUGUCUAGUGACAGCAUUUUAACUAAUUAUUUUACCUCCCUCCAUAGUAACAGCGUUCAAUGUAACUUCCCUCCCAGUCUAGUGACAGCAUUCUACCCAAUUAAUUUACCUCCCUCCAUAGUGACAGCGCUCACUGUAACUCCCCUCCCUCUCUAGUGACAGCAUUCGACCCAAUUAAUUUACCUCCCUCCAUAGCGACAGCGCUCAAUGUAACUCCCCUCCCUGUCUAGUGACAGCAUUUUAACUAAUUAUUUUACCUCCCUCCAUAGUGACAGUGCUCAAUGUAACUCCCCUCCCUCUCUAGUGACAGCAUUCUAUCUUAUUCAUUUACCUCCCUCCAUAGCGACAGCGCUCAAUGUAACUUCCCUCCCUGUCUAGUGACAGCAUUUUAACUAAUUAUUUUACCUCCCUCCAUAGUAACAGCGUUCAGUGUAACUUCCCUCCCUGUCUAGUGACAGCAUUCUACCCAAUUAAUUUACCUCCCUCCAUAGUGACAGCGCUCACUGUAACUCCCCUCCCUCUCUAGUGACAGCAUUCGACCCAAUUAAUUUACCUCCCUCCAUAGUGACAGCGCUCAAUGUAACUCCCCUCCCUCUCUAGUGACAGCAUUCUAUCUAAUUCAUUUACCUCCCUCCAUAGCGACAGCGUUCAAUGUAACUUCCCUCUCUCUCUAGUGACAGCAUUCGACCCAAUUUAUUUACCUCCCUCCAUAGUGACAGCGUUCUACCUAUUUCCACUCCCUCCCCCAGUGGUAGUGCUCAGUGUAACUCCCUCCCUACUGACACCACUCAAUAUACCCCCCACCACCCUUACCACCCCAUUGGUAGGCCUCUCUAGCACCAAUAUAUCUUACUUCCGCCUCCUUCCCUCCUUGUUUAUCCAUUGGUUAGCACACACUCUCAUCAUUUAAAAAUCCACAUCGAAAAGCACUGGAUUCAAUGUUUUCUAUGUGAAGAAGCCGACUGGUGCAUUUGCGGCACUCACCGCACAUGUGCCUAAGGUCCAUCAAUACUCUUUGAGAAGCAUUUGAUUGUAACAAGACCCGGAAGAUGAAUAUGCGGUGUGAAUGAUAAAGAUGAAGCUUGCCAGGUGCUGCUUUCUAGGUAAGUAUCAAGCUAUUUUGAAAGAAUAUGCAAUCAAAACAUGGAAGGGGGGUUAAUGUAGAUAUUGAUUGAGACUAUUGCUGCUAAUUAAAUAAAUAGACUAAAGAAAGUUGAUGGAGUAACCCUUUAAAUUAAAAACCAACUGCAUUCCAGCACAGGUUGACGCUGAAAUAAUGUAGUAAAAAGAUGUAAACACCAGAUGAUCAUACAAUAUUUUGUCUAUUAUUACACUGUUUAGUUAUUUCUUUUUCAUGUACAUUAUGUAAAAACUGUGACAUCUGUUUCUUCCACAGACCUGAUAAAAUGUAAGAAAGAUCGAUCUGGUCCACAAUGUCCUUUAUGUUCAAUUCCAAGAAAAAACAAAGGAAAGUCUCUAACAGACAUCUCAUCUCAAGACCUAAAUUGUAUAAAACCAACUAUAGAGAACAUAUACAAGAUAAAAAAUAUCACCACUGCAGAAGACAUAGGAUUUACCUCUAUAUCUGCCAAAGACUUUGUAGCCCCCAUAGGCUCUCUUAUCCUAAAUAUGACUGACAAUUCUGGAAAUGAAGCCAAUUUAGCCUGCAGUGUUCAAAGACCAACAAAAAUGUCUCAAAUAACAUUGGAUAUAAAAGCAGAAUACACAAUAAUGAGAACUACAUUUUCUACCUUUCUUGUAUGCAGCAUUGAUUAUGAUCACAUUCAAAAAAUAUGGGGCAUCCUAGCUAUGUACAGUGAUUCUCCCAUGAAACUUAAAAAAAACCUUUUGCUUACAAAGGCACCCUACAUUAGUUACAAAUACAGACAAUACUCAUCAGAUGAUGAGGUCUUUACAGACAUUGAAGCAGAACUCAGAGCGGAACCAAGCUGGCUUAUGCAGGACUCAAUGACGUUACAGUUAGACAGGACAGCUACGACUCUAAGUACAUUGCAUAUUAGGUAUUUGUCGGAUAUGUAUCUCAAAAUACCAAAGACCACUGAGAAGCCAAUGAAAGGUGACUGGGUUAUGAUUGUUAAAACUAACCAAACAAAGACAGAAUAUUCUGCAGUGAUUGGGGGAACUGUGGAAAUGGAUUGUCAAGUAUUGGGUGAACCCACUCCUGUUAUUGAGUGGGUCCUUCCUGAUGGAAGUAAGCUUAGAGCUCCAUAUGUAAGUGAAGAAGGAAGGAUAACCUUAACAAAAGGUGGAAAAUUUAUGCUAAAGGCAGCGGACAGUUUUGAUACUGGAGUUUAUCACUGUAUCGCAACAAAUUAUCUUGAUGCUGAUGUGCUUUCUUUUAGAAUUACAGUGGUCAGCGCUGAUGUGGAAGAAGACAGUGUCAAUGGUGCAGAACUUACAGUGAGUCAUGGAGAUGAACUCUUUCUUCCUUGUGGAUCAUUUGGUAUACCUGAUGCAUCUGUGAGUUGGAUUUUACCAGACCAUUCUGUGCUGCAUGACACAUCACAGAACAAAAUUAUUUUCCACAAUGGAACAUUAAAAAUACAUGAUGUAACACAGAGAGACAGAGGGCAUUUUAGAUGCUUAGCAGCUAAUCAGUAUGGUAUUGACACCCUUAUACACAAGGUAACAGUUAAAGAUGAUACAAAAAUCAAAAUACUCAAUGAGAAGUUACAACUCGACCACAAUGAAGAUGAAAAUGAUGAUGGGUCUACCAAUGAAGAUAUUGAAGAAUUUAAUAUUCAUUCUGCAAGAGGAAAAGCCAUCACUCAAAGAAAAAUUCCAAGAAGAUUCCAGUGGAGAGAAAAAGUAACUACAUUGGAGGACACAGAAAAUGGCCACAAUGGAGUUCAAAGACGAACCAAAAUUAACAAACGGAUUAGAGGAAACAGACGUCCAUUCAUUCAAAGUUCAAGAAAAAUUGACCCCCAACGUUGGUCAGAAAUUUUAGAAAGGACAAAACAGAAUUCCAUUAACAGCAAAAAAGAAAUUCAGGAGGCAACAAUUCUGGAAAAAGAAGAACAGGAUGUAGAAAUGGUGUCCGGCGAGGUGGAAGAAGCAUCUGGAGAAGAACUACUCCCAGUAAAAGAAAAGUUUUUGAUAUUAACUACAAAACAUCCAGCAGUAACUAUAUUAAACAUGGAAACAACAUCAAAGACAGUGACAGAUGUUAAAACAACACCUUUGCAGACAACAGAAAACUACAUUUUUACACUUCAAAAAAACACAGAAGAUGCAAUAACUUCCUUGGCAUCAACAACAAUUAGAGAUCUUACUUUAGGGACAACUCGGAAGAAAACUGAGCAGUCUCUUGAUACACUUACAGAUACUGCAUUAAAGGAUAUUCAGGAAGCACCAACAACAUAUAGCUUGUUAAAUAGCCCUUCAAUAGAUAUGCUUGCACAGCCAAAAGUCAGUUCGAGUAUCUUACAUACAACACCUACAGUACUCAGGACCAUCACUGAACUGACCCCCACAAAGAGUAAUCUUCAGGUCAAUCAUGGGUUAAUGACAGUGUUUACUUCAUUAACCACAGCACAAAGUGUUAUUACUAAUCCAACAACUAUAACUCCACACAACAUAGUGACCACUUCCCCAACAACAGCUGAAUACAUGCAUCCCAUGUCUCAACCAGAUACUGCAGACCAAUCCACAACAGUAGAUAACAUGUAUGUUACCCAACAAGGCACCCAGAGUAGCCUAUUUACUACCUCUAGUUAUUUGGAUAUUUCUUCAGAAGAUGUUAUGAAUCACCUACCUUCAAAGUUCAGUCAUAUACUUCACAAUGCAAGUGUUAGACCAACAUUCACACCCAAUGACUUUUCGACAACUUCACAGAGUGUUUUAAUGAAACAACAAACCACUAACAAAUAUUUACAUAUAACUUCCAAAAGUGCUCCAAGUAAAACUCAUAGCCAGACACAUUUUCCAAUUACUACGUCUGAAGAUAUUUCAAGUAGAAGUCCACCGACUUAUAGUCCAUUAUCUUCAAGAAAUAUCACCAAUCCCUCAUCAUACCAUGAAGAUAAUAUGUCUAAUACAGUUACAAAUCCUAAAGUGCUAUUAACAACUCAAACUUAUAAAUACCAAAUACCUGCUUAUAUUACAAAUCUUACAGAAAAAGAUGCAACGCAUCAUCCAGGCACUGUUCCUAUUUUACCAGCCAACUAUGACCCAGAUACCACUCCAGAUAGAAUGGUUAGUGUGUCAACCACUACAGCUAAUCCAACAUUAAGGGAAAUGCUACAAUCACAAGCAAUCCCUUUGUUAAAGUCAGAAGAACAGAGAACACAUCUCCCUUAUGUUUCAGGUGUCAAUGAUGGAUUUGAUGAAGGAAAUAUUUUGACUAUUGAUUCUUCAACUAAGGCAAGUACCAAAUUGUUUUUAUCACAAACUGAAAUUGGCCCUAUAUAUAUUAAAAGUACUCAAAAAAUAAUCUCACCCCAACUGCCAGCAGGGUCCACAAUCAUUACCCAUCAACAGAUUCAGAUUGUAAAAAAUGUAACUCCAUUAGAACCUAGCAUAAGACGUUAUGGCCGAAGGCGAAUUUCUGGAAAAAGACGAAUUAUUAGGCCAGAAAGGAUUCCAAUUACUAGAGUUCACAAAUAUAAACUUGAAAAGAAUGAUUCAAAAGAUUAUGCACAUAGCACCAUAGACCAAACAACCAUUUCAGAGCUCAGUAAAUACUUUCCCACUACAUAUUUUCCACAUACUAUUCCAAAUGUGCCCACUACUGCAACUCCCAGUAGUAUUUUAGGAAAAGAGACAAAUGCUCCUUUUGGUUCAACAGCAGACAAUGCAAACAUAGUCCUAAUGAAUACAUUGCCCUUAAAGUCAGCUACACAAGUAAUGCGUACAACAAAAGAAAAUACAGGUAGUGCCUCCCACAAUUCAAAUGGCUCGUCUGCUACAUUGCUUAUUACUGCACCACCAGAUACAGAUGAAGCGUCAAUCAGCAAUUUUAUUUCAUCCUCACAAUCAGCCAUGGCGACAUACAGUACACCCCAAGAAAAGAUAGGCACAAGAAGUAAUAUUAUCUCUUCUUACAAACCUACUACUCUGAAAAUACUUGAAGACAUUAGUGAAAAAUUGGUAAAUUUGGAUAGUCACCAAAUUAAUGCUCAGCACAGGCAAAACAUAGCAACUCAAACACCAACAACAAUACCCACCAUGAAAAAUAUAGAAUAUAUUCACACCACAACUCUGGAAAUCACCACAAAAAACAGAGCUCCAACUAGAAUACUAAGGAGGAAAAUUCCUUGGCAUAGGUUGUAUGGAAAAAAUCAUCUAAUUCACAGAGAGAUAGUUAGGAAACUUAGAAAAAAUACUCAACAGGUAUCCACAGUUACUACACCAAUUACAACUACCGUUACUAAACCAAUUACAGCUAUCCCUUUAACAAGUCCAAGUAGGUUUGCACACCAAACUACCACCACAUUGAAUACUGUGACCAGCAGCCCUUUCACUAGAACUGAGGGUACUUUAGCACCAAGAACUAAUACAAUAGCCUAUCUUACACUUUCCAGUCCUCUAACACCAUCUGAAGCGACGACUAUUGAACCAACUGCAAAUACUAUGUUAACUAUGACAAUUCCAAUAUCAUUCAGUGCAGCAACCAUAACAAAACAGAGGUUCUUAAAAAGAAAAAGGCCACGGAAGAAGAAUUCUUUUAGUAAUUCAGUAUUUUCGAACCACAUAUCAAAUCAUACCAAAUCUAUCCUUAAACCAACUGUUUUUAAAAACAGCACUCUGAAGAGUAUCACUAAAACAUAUUCAGUUACCCAACAUCCACAGCUUUAUGUUAGUACAGUCACAGAUCAACAAACCACACCAUUGUCGAGUGUAGUCAAUGACAUCCUGCUAACCACUAAUAAAAAGUUUUCCUGGAGUAAAAAUCCAAGUACCUCAAAAACAUUAUCACAACCACUAUCUAAAAUGAAUGAAUUGACUAGUUUUUUACCCACUUUAAUACCCUCUACAUAUUCAGAAUAUGAAAGUAAUUUUAUAACCACAACUCAUCAACAAGAUACUUCCUCUAAAUAUAAACAUGUGGCUAGUCAAUUUAACAAAAAGGCAACAACUCUGAAAUCAGGCAUUGUUACAAGUACCACAUCACCAGCUGUAAAAAGGAGAAAAAUGACUAGCAAUGUAUCUGAUUUAUCACCAAUAUCAAUCCCAGGGACAGCUCAACCCCUGACUGUCCUUGCAAAGAAAACAACCAAUUAUAACUUGGAAAACAGAUCACAAAUGAAAUCAGAUGGCACAGGGACUAUGCCAAAAAACACUUCAACUGAAUUGAAACCGUCUACAAAUGGCAUGCCAUCUCAUACUUUAUCUAAUAGCGAAGACAAAAGAGGUCUGCAAGAAAUUAAAGAAAGUCUGGAAACAACAACAAUUGGACUUCAGAAUCUAGAACCUACUUCAAAUGAUGUCCCAUCAAAGCCUAAGAUUACUGGGGGAAAAGCUGCAAGUUUCACUGUCUUGGCUAACUCCGAUGCCUUUAUUCCUUGUGAAGCUGUUGGAAAUCCAGUACCUAUGGUAUUAUGGACAAAGGUAUCAUCAGGUGAGGCUAGCAUUUUCCUGACUUUUCAUAUAAAAGGGAUAUUAAUUGCUAAUAAAGAUUGGAUUUUCCUAAUACAAUACAUGCUCACCAAGAAAGAUAUAGAUUUAAUUAGUAUGGAAUAUCUUUUCUAUUUUUGUUAGCUCAGCUUCCUGUUUUUAAUGAGAGCAUAGUUGUCCUUUAGUGCUUCAGCUUGGAUGGACUAAGAUUUCUACAAUGCUUAACCAAUCCAAAUAAUGUCAGAGCCUGAUUGAAAUUAACUCUACAAUCAGCUGCAGAACAACCACUGUCACUGGGCUUGUCACUCCAGGGGGCCCAGUUGCUCUAUUGACCCCUGUGAAUGUGAGCCGCUGAAGGUGUGGGUGCCGAGAGGAGCCCUCUCACAUAGGGCCACUCUCAUACGGGGGCCACUUUUGGGCACCCCCGAUCGUCUCCAACACAGUGAGGCAGAGUAGGCACUUGCUUACCUGGAUGACAGGUGCCUACUCUGCCGAUAAUUGCUGCAAGGAGAUGGGAGGAGAGGAGGCAGGCGGCAGUGUGGGCAGCGAGGGAGGCUGAUCUGGGAGUUCCUCUCUCGUCCUUCGCGCGCCCUCUGGGAGCCGGAAUAUAACGCCAUUCCAAUCCUGGCAUACUAAACAGUCAGUGGGAGGAGAGAGAAAAUGUCAGAUUACAGCACAGCCUCACACUGGAUCCCAGGGAGAGGACCCACACCAGCUCUCCAAAAGGUAGAGAAGCUGGGUGGGCCUCAAAAAAUGUAAUUCUGAGAGUGUGCAAAAGUGUGUCAGUGUGUCUGUCUAUGUGUAUGUGUCAGUCAGUGUGUGUGUGAGUGUGUCAGUGUGUGUGUCUAUUAGUCAGUGUAAGAGUGUCUGUCAGUGUGUGUCUGUCAGUGUGAGUGUUUGUGUCGGUCAGUCAGUGAGUGUGUGUGUGUGUCUGUCAGUCAGUGAGUGUGUCAGUGUGUGUGUCUGUCAGUGAGUCUGUGUGUGCCUGUCAGUGUGUGUGUGUGUGUGUCUGUCAGUGUGUCUGUUAGUGUGAGUGUGUCUGUGUCAGUGUCAGUGUGUGUGUAUGACAGUUUGAGUGUCUGUCAAUCAGUAUGAGUGUGUGUUUGUCAGUGCAUGUGUGUGUCUGUCACAAAUUUAUGGGGGUGGGAGAGACACACGGAGGGGGUAGGUGGGAAAGACAUAUGGGGAGCUGGGUAAGACACAUGGAGGGUCUGGGGUGGGGAUUAAAAACAUAGGGGUCCCCAGUGCAGUUCUCGCACAGGGGCCUUGUGGUUUCUAGUUACACCUCUUUCUACAAUAACUGGAAUACCUAGUGAACCGACAUAAAAAAAUAGCUUCUAAGUUUUUUUUUUGCUUUUAUAUAUUCAUUGUGCUGCCUCUCAUGCCUUUAGAGAAUUCUUUUUUUAAUUAAACAUAAUGUUCCUCAAUUUUUAAAAUGUUUUAAUAUUCUAUUUAAAGUACAGAAUAAUCUUUGACAGUUUUUCGGUAAGUCUUUUUAUUCUAGAUGUCUGUAAAUGAUGACAUUUAAACAUUGUACUAAACCACAGUAUUAGAAAUUAUGGUGUGAAAUUGCCAUUUUAAAACAUGGGUCAAAUGUAAAUAAUUUAAAUUAUUCUUUGCAAUCCCAAAAGAACAUUUAAGCAAAACAAAUAAUUGUUCAGGAGAAGCACAGAGCUUUAAACAAAAUCAAAAAGGAAAUACGUUGUUUGCUGUAGACAUUCCUGGGUUAUUGCCAUACACAUUAGUGCGACCAGAGCUUGCUCUGAGCUCUACAAAGCAUGCGCAAAAUUCUAACAUCAUAAAUGCUAUCUGUAACACUAUAGCUGACUUGGGUAUCUGCCAGUGAUGUGACUCAUGCACAGUCUUAUUCAUGCUUUAACACAUUUGCAUGGUUUUAUUUCCAGGCUGGUUGGUUCCUUAGGUUUUCCCUAGAUCCCUAAACCGUGUACUGUGUUUGGGUUAUUUCUGUAGAACACCUUUACCAAAUGGAACUAAACCUGGAGAUCGAAUGUACAAAUGUUAUACACUGCUGACCUCCCCUUGUGUUGUAGAGGUCUUUUUUUUGCGAGUGUCCUUGUUUGUUAUGAUACAAUAAAAAACAUAAUUUCAUAAACAAAUUUCAAAAUAUAUAUGGAUUUAAUAUAGAAUAGCAUCAUUAUGUUUAAUUAAUGUAAGUCGCGGCAAAUCAUAGUUAAUAUUUGUGUAGAAUAACAGCAUUUUGUUUUCCCACCAGGAAUGUUUGUAUCCAAAACACGAAGGGGAAACAGAAUGGAGGUUUUUGGUAAUGGAACACUAUCCAUAUUAAGUGUUAGUCUAAAUGACCGCGGGCAGUACUUAUGUGUGGCCACCAACAAGCAUGGAUCUGACAGGUUACUAGUCACACUUUCAGUUAUCACAUAUCCUCCAAAGAUUCUACAGGCCAAGUCAAGAGAAAUUACUGUGCACUCUGGAAGUUCUGUAAAUAUAAAAUGCCAAGCUGAAGGCAGACCUUUCCCCACCAUUACCUGGAUAUUGGCAAAUGAGACCAUUGCGUCUGAUUCAUCCAUAAAUAACCGGAAAGCAUUUGUAGACCCAGAUGGAACUCUUACAAUCAAAGAAAUUACAAUAUAUGAUCGUGGGAUGUACAAGUGUUUAGCUACCAAUAUAGCUGGAGUUGAUACUUCUACAGUAAGGAUCCAAGUGAUUGCUGCUCCUCCUGUGAUUUUGGAGACUAAAAGACAAACAGUUCUAGCUGUUGCAGGUGAAAAUUUAAAGCUCCCCUGUACAGCUAAAGGAAAUCCUCAUCCUACUGUUCAUUGGGUAGCAUUUGAUGGUACAAAGGUGAAACCAUUACAUUAUGUUAAUGCCAAACUCUUCCUUUUCUCCAAUGGAACUCUUUACAUUAGAAAUGUGGCCUCAACAGACAAUGGAAAUUAUGAGUGCAUCGCAACUAGUUCGACUGGUUCUGAAAGGAGAGUUGUCACUCUCAGUGUGGAACAAAGAGAUACGAUUCCCCAAAUAAUCCAUGCUUCACCAAAAACUAUAGAGUUGAAUUUUGGAGAUAAGCUGUUGUUAAACUGUACAGCAACAGGAGAGCCAAAGCCAAGGAUAAUGUGGAGACUUCCAUCAAAAGCAGUGGUUGAUCAGUGGCACAGGUGAGAGCUAUAUUUAUAUGAAUUAAAUUAACUGGACGUAAUUCACAUGUGUUAAAUAAAGUCACUACAGUCAGUCAUAUAUUUUCUUACUUUCUAAGGAGAAAUAAACACAAAAUAAUUAUAUGGCAUACAUUCUUUUUAAACAUGGUAUGCAAAACCUGCCCAUUAACAUUUGUUUAGCAAGGAGAACAGGCACUCUUAGCACCCAGUUCACCAAUGUGUGAAUUGGCAAACUGCAUGCAGGUUCCAAAGGUUACCAUCCUAAUUCCUCACAAGCAAUAGUAAAUGAAAUAAUUUUAUUACCAGGUAGCAAAAAAAACGUAGAGAGAAUAUCAGAGGAAAUCCCCUGUGAGGGUGAAGGGAUCUCCCCUGGCCAGGUAUUAGUAGAUCGAGUUGGGGUUCGAAAUCACAGUUAUUGUAUGUGUAUUCAAUAAAGUUUCAAUAAAGUUUAUUCAAUAAAGUACCAAUUAGUAUACUGAAAAGUAUUAUGGAUAGUUUAUUACAUUUGGGGGUCUAGGGAGUUAAUAAAUAGCUGCCAGGUCUUAGAAAAAUGUUUUGUUAGCCGUUCCUUAUGAUUGAGUUUUUCCGACCAAUCCAUGUGGAAAGAGUGUUACAAUUUGGAACGAAAUAGGGUGAUUGGUGGAGAUGUACUAGUAAUCCAAUGGUGCAGGAUAGUUUCCUGGCAAUCACAGCUAUGACAUGAAUGAAUUCUGAACUGGCAAGUGUGGUGUUGGGGAAACUUCCUAAAAUCGCCAAUUCUAUCAAGAUGGGAAGAGAGAAACAUGAGGACAUUGAGACAAGGUUUCAAACACCUGAAUAUGCUCGCAAGACCAAAAAUAGAAAACAAGUCUGCUUCCUCUGCACUUUAAAUAAUUUAAAAAGAUUUCAACCUCAGUAUGUACUGUUGUAAAAUGUAAGUGCAGCUCAUGAUAUGUAGAGGAGGGUAAUAAAUUUAGAGUAGUAGCCCAAGUAUCACUUAAACUUUUGAUAUCCAACUCCAGAAAAUGAACUAGCCCCCUCCAGGACCUGAAUAACAAGUUAUUUAAAUUUUACUGCUUUUUUUUUAUAUAUAUAUAUAUAUACUUAAAAAUGAAUGGAUGAUAUGAAAAUCAGUGUGUGAAUUGAUGAUAUUUUCACUGGCAUACAAUUCUGGCACAAAGCAGGUCAAGUUGUGCUGGUAGCUGUAUAUUGUUUGGGAAUGACACACGGUCUAUUCCAAUAAACCAUGCAAUGUUUGUAGAACAAUGGUGUUGUAAAACUGAAAUGAAAUGGAUAACAAAAAUACAGCCAAUACUUUACCACAUUGCAGUGUAUUUGUUAGUUCUCUUUCAAAUUGUAGAAAAAGAGUUAUAACUACAGUCUGUAAGCUGAUGAUUUGUCAUAAAGUAGAGUUUAUUUUCUCAUGAUUUAUAAAAAGCAUUUUCACAAUAUCUUCACUUGAACAGCUGUGUGAUAGAAUUAUAAUGAUGAUAAGUCCCAUCUUAGAACCCAGACAAGCCUAAUCCAAUUGCUUAUGACAAGUAAUGAUCUCAAUUGUAUAAACCUCAAAUAACAUUAAGCAACCAGUGCAAUCAAACUUCUAUAUCAUUUAACUUUUGAGUCUCAUCACUCAAAUUAGCAUAUUAGCAAUUGACAUUAGCAUAUUAUCCAAUUCCUAAAACAUACCUCCCAGUAAUCCCUAUUUAGGAGGGACAGUCUCUAGAUCGAGUCAAACAUCUCUGUCCCUCUUUUCUAUCCAAAUGUCACUCUAUUCUAGGAUCUCCAUAUUGCUGAUGUGUCCGAGCUCCAUAGCUGCACUUAACAUGUGACAUCAGCAUCCAGUCAGACUACGUAAUCAAAAGAAUAUAUCUUAGCUUUCAAAAGUGCAGAAGACAGAAAAAACUCUCUAAGCUCCCUGAUAUAUGCCAAAAGUUAACUUGAUUUAAAAAAAAAAAAUAAACCAACAAAGAAACUGCUGAACAGAUGCAUUAAACAUUUAUACAAUGAAUUAUCAGUUUGCCUGUUUGAUGGCUGUAUGGUGCAUAGGUCAUUUCAGAUGACCGUUCCACUUCAAUACAGUUUUUGACAAAAGUGGAUUCUGCGACUUGAAGUUAUAAUAGAACUAGCAUUGGUUAAUCAAGUUGGGAGCAGACACAAAUCCUACAGAGCCUGUCCAUCAUAAAUGGCAAACUAACAUGAUGACAUGAUGCUUAGCCAGAAGAAGAUUACUGUUUUGUCAAUAAACAAUGGGUGUAGAAUACUGAAAAUAAAACAGCAAUUUGCUACUUCAUCCUGCAUUUUAAUGUUGGUGUGGAAAUAAUCACUGAUUCUCAACAGAAACGUUAUUUAAAAAAAGAAAGUGUAGAAAGUACCACUGUUUCAAAAUAACAUGAGCUACAGUGAAAUAUUAGGCUGUAGGUUGUGAAUUACAUUUGAUUAAACCUAAAGGGACGCGGUUCCAUUUACAGAGCUUUGUAUGACUGCAGGUUAUUGUGAAGAGAGUUUCCUGCACCUGGUCUUCAUGCUAAGAGUGGCCAACAAUUGCAACAAUUUGCAGAGAUCACUGCCAUAAGCCAGCCCUCCAGCUCUCAAAUAUCAGAGGAGGAAUUUUUACUUCCUUUUUUUGUCAUCUGAGCUCUAACUUGUGCAUUUGAUGUAUCCAUGCCCUAAGCACAACUAGAAAGGGCAUCUCUCAUUCUCUGCACGUCCAGGAAAGCAUCUGAGCCGCAGUCACUCAACUGCGGUUAGCAAAUAUAGAGAUCUCUGCAGACAGCCCGGUUCACAACAUUUUAAAAUAAGUUGUGAAUUAGCUAUCAGCAACCAUCGUGUGGCUUUGCUAUUUUGUUUUAUUAAACAGUUCCACUCAUUCUAUGUGAUGAGUGGAACUAUGGCUGGAGUAAACUAAACCCAUAUACCUGAUGGAUGGGUGUUUACAAGUUAAUUACCAACACCACAAACCAGUACAAGAGGAUUGGUGGAGCCUCUUCCUAGUCAGGAAGGAGCAUCAUCCAGCUGCAGCAUUUGCCUGACAUUUAAAAGGUUGUUUUUUGUUUUUUUUAAAUUUAUAUUUCAAUGCAUUGUUAUAUGUUUAAACUGUGUAAUAUCCUGCUUCUGUGUCCGUCUAAUAACUGCAAAAAAACACACAAACAAGACUUUGUAAAAGGAUUAGUGUGAUUGCUCUGCCAGUCUUGUAAAACUUCUUACACCAGUGAAACUUUUAACCUUGUUUCUGAUUUCUCCAAUGUAAUUAUUUCCAUCAGACAGAGAAUGAGAUAGCAAUGCAUUUGUUUUUAAUUUACUCCUUUUCAAUUCAAAGAACUAAUUAAAAAAACACAAACAUUUUUUGUUGCACAUUAUAUCAUAUAUUAUCUUGUGUAAAGUUUCAUGAUGAUUACACAUGUUACUGACUUAAAGGACCACUAUAGUGACAGAAAAACAUACUUGUUUUCCUGGCACUAUAGUGCCCUGAGGGUGCCCCCACCCUCAGGGUCCCCCUCCCGCUGGGCUCUGGGGAGAGGAAAGGGGUUAAAACUUACCUUUCUCCAGCGCCGGGCGGGGAGCUCUCCUCCUCUGAUCCUCCUCCUCUCCUUCCUUUCGGCUGAAUGCGCUCGCGCGGCAGGAGCUGCGCGCGCAUUCCGCUUGUCUCAUAGGAAAGCAAUUACAAUGCUUUCCUAUGGACGCUUGCGUGUUCUCACUGUGAUUUUCACAGUAAGAAUCAUGCAAGCGCCUCUGGCGGCUGUGAAUGAGACAGCCACUAGAGGAUUUGAGGGCUGGAUUAUCCCAUUUAUAAACAUAGCAGUUUCUCUGAAACUACUAUGUUUAGAAAAAAAAUGGGUUAACCCUAGCUGGACCUGGCACCCAGACCACUUCAUUAAGCUGAAGUGGUCUGGGUGCCUAUAGUGGUCCUUUAAAGAAAGCAAUGAAGAAAUAUUUAAAGAAAUAUUAGUAAAAAUGUGGUGGUCGUCUGACUGCCAAAAAGGUGGCCGCUGCAAAAAGGUUUGUCAAACUAAACUCCCAGACUUGUGGGUAACCGAAUAUAAAGUACAAAUAGAAUAGGCUCAAAACUACUGCAGAAACAAAACAAAAACAAAAAGACAAAGGGAAGUCUAAUAUAAAGUAAAACUUAACUUUUAAAAAUAGUUUAAAAGCUGAAAAUCAGGAAUAACUCAUACAUUUACCACAGUGAAACAAAUGGUAGUUGCUCAGACAGGGAAACAAAAAAAAAAAAAAAAAAAAAUCAGGGAAUAAAAAUCCCAACUAUUACAAAAAGAGUAAAAAGCACCUCAGCAGUUGAAAGACAAUAUCCUGAUGCUUGUAACCCUAAUAACCAGCCGGCACUGUGCAUACAUGGGGGGCAGAGUUCAGGGGGAACUCCAGGUGGCCAUACCAAAGUGCUUGAGAGAAAAGGCUAUUGCUAGUAGGAAAAAGGGGAUGUGAAAAUAAAUCCGUGGGAUCAGUGAAACAAAUAAUAAUUUUAUCAACUCUGGCUUCUUCAUCUGAUUGCACUGAAUAAUCUGGCUAUUAGAGAAAGAUUUGUGUGAAAAAAAGCUCUGAAGCUCUGAAGCUUCUAUUGUUGUUAACACUAUAUGCAAAGUAAUGGGGCAUGAUAAUUAAUGUUACAUUCUUAUGUGCAUACAGCACAGCUAUGCUUAGUUUUUUAUUGCUCCACACUAUAUGCUGAGAUCCCCUAUCCUACUUGCUGGUGACUAUAAAUUUAAAAAGAAAUACUUUAUAAUAAUUUUUAUUUUUUAUAUUAAAGUUUGGAGCUUCUCCCGUAGUUUGUAUUAAAGGAACACUCCAGGCACCCAGACCACUUCUGCCCUUUGGAGUGGUCUGGGUGCCAACUCCCACUACUCUUAACCCUGCAAGUGUAAUUAUUGCAGUUUUUUAUAAACUGCAAUAAUUACCUUGCAGGGUUAACGCCACCUCUAGUGGCUGUCAACUAGACAACCAAUAGAGGGCACAUCCAUGUCCCUAGCACAGGAAACCUGUGCUAGAGCGUCGCUGGACGUCCUCACGCUGUGUGAGGACGUCCAGCGUCAUUUCCCCUCCAGCGUCCAGCGUCGCUCAUUUCCCCUCAUUUCCAAUGCUUUCCUAUGGGGAGCUCUAAUGCGCAUGCGCAUUGCCGCGCAUGCGCAUUAGGUCUCCCCGGCCGGUGGGCGGGAUCAGUCUCGCCCACCGGCCGAUGCAAUCACUGGGAUGUACUUUUAUAUUGGUAUAAUAUGAGGAUUGGGUGUCAUAUUAGGCAAAGUAGAAUGCCCAAAGUAGAAUACCCACAAUGAUUCAAAUCAUGAUACAAAAAACUAUCUAGAGGUCAAACUCUUGUUGUGACUGUUCAUUUAAGGCCCCAAUAAGUAGAAUGCGGCUCAACACUCAGGUGUGAUUGAUAAUCUCUCAUCUGGAAUCAGAAGUUACACAAAAUGUGUAAUUAUAUGAACACAGAUCUCCUGCUCCACUCAGUUGUCAUAGAUCACAGUACAGAAAUCCUGGGCUCAGCUGACCCUUAUGUCCUUUUAUAAUGAGCCAUUGAUUUUUAAUAUUCAAGUUGUUUAUGUGUUAUUUUUCUUCCAUUGUGAACUUGGCAUUCCACCAUGCUUUUUGCAUUUCAGUGAAACCAUUAAAGCAAAAUACUGGUUAUUGUUACAGACCCUUUAAAAUCCUUUAAUUUACUAUAAAAUAAUUAUUUAAUCUCAAUGUGCUGUGUUAAGUAAAAACAUGCUGUAUAUUCAUGAUUCGCUGUGUCCUGUUUCUAAUACAUGUUGCAGCACUGUACAAUAAUCUCAUGAAUAUUGUAUCAUAAAUGUUGACGAUACCUUUACUUUCUUUUUCUUACCAGAAUGGGAAAUCGAAUUAAGGUGCAUCCAAAUGGCUCCCUCUUGAUUGAUUCUGUGACUGAAAAGGAUUCUGGUGACUAUUUAUGUGUAGCAAGAAAUAAAAUGGGUGAGGACUUAAUAUUAAUGAAAGUCAGUGUAACCAUGAAACCCGCAAAGAUCAUUCAAAAACAACACCUCAACAAGCAAGUACCUUAUGGGAAGGACUUCAAGGUGGAUUGCAAGGCAUCAGGCUUACCAUUGCCAGAAAUAACAUGGAGCUUACCUGAUGGCACAAUAUUAAAUAAUGUACUUCAAGCUGAUGAUAGCGGAAGGCGGAAACGCAGGUACGUCCUAUUUGAUAAUGGAACAUUAUAUCUCAACAAGGUAGGCAUGGCUGAGGAAGGAGAUUAUACGUGCUAUGCUGAAAACACAUUGGGGAAAGAUGAAAUGAAAGUACAUAUAAAGGUGGUAACAGCAGCCCCCCGCAUCCAGAUGAAUCACAAGACACUGUAUGCUGCCAGAGCAACAGAAAGUAUAGAUUUGCAUUGUGAGGCUAUUGGAGAACCCAAGCCAAAAAUAUUUUGGUUGCUUCCAUCAAGUGAUAUGAUAGCAACAUCUCAUGACAGAUAUGUGUUGUAUGAAAAUGGAUCUUUAACAAUAAAUCAACUCAUCUUAUUGGACGCAGGGGAAUAUAUGUGUGUGGCACGAAACCCUGCUGGAGAUGACACUAAACUUCUUAAGUUGGAUGUUCAGUCCAAACCGCCAAUUAUAAAUGGUUUAUAUACAAAUAAGACUAUUAUUAAGGAUACUGCCUUAAAGCACUCCAGAAAGCUAAUUAACUGCAGGGCAGAAGGUAAUCCACCUCUUCAAAUUAUGUGGAUCAUGCCAGAUAAUAUUUAUCUAACCGCCCCAUAUCAUGGGAGUCGGAUAAUUGUGCACAAGAAUGGUACAUUGGAAAUUCGGAAUGUACGACCCUCAGACACAGCAGAAUUCACCUGUGUUGCUCGUAAUGAUGGUGGUGAAAGUAUGUUAGUAGUGCAGCUGGAAGUAGUAGAUGUGCUUAGAAGGCCCAUGUUUAAAAAUCCAUUUAAUGAGAAAAUGAUAGCUAAGCCAGGCAAAAUGGCAAUACUGAAUUGUUUUGCAGAUGGAAACCCUGCUCCAGAAAUCUCAUGGCUUUUGCCAAAUGGCACACGAUUCAUAAGUGGGCAAAAGGUGUCUAAAUAUCAUGCAGGAAGCAAUGGAACCCUCAUUAUUUACAGCCCAACAAAAGAUGACACAGGAAAAUAUCGAUGUGGUGCCAGAAACAAAGUGGGCUACAUUGAGAAGCUCAUUAUUUUGGAAGUUGGCCAAAAGCCUACCAUUCUUACACAUCCUAGAGGACCCAUUAAGAAUAUAAUUGGAGAGACGUUGUCUUUACAUUGUCUUUCUGAUGGAAUACCUCGGCCUAGUGUAAUCUGGACACUUCCUAGUGGAUAUGUUGUAGACAGACCACAAGUCAAUGGGAAAUACGCAUUGCUUGAGAAUGGAACCUUAGUCAUUCAAGAAACAACAAUACAUGAUCGAGGGAAUUAUCUUUGUAAAGCCAAGAAUUAUGCAGGUGAGGCAUCUAUCAGUGUACCUGUCAUGGUUGUAGCUUACCCACCCAGGAUUACAAACAAACCACCACAAAACAUUCACACAAGAGUAGGAUCUGCUGUACACCUAAACUGUGCAGCUAUUGGCAUCCCAAAACCUGAGAUAACAUGGGAAUUACCAGAUUUAUCUUUAUUAUCUACAGCAAGCAAAGGACGCCCCUCAGGCACUGAACUACUCCAUCCGCAGGGCACAUUAGUUGUACAGAAUCCAAGACGCUCUGAUACUGGUAUGUACAAAUGUAUAGCUAAGAAUCCCCUUGGAACAGAUACCACAACAACAUACUUAAAAGUUAUCUGAGAGGAGAACAACUGAGAUUAAAAACACUAAGCUUUCACUCCAAUGUGUUUCAAACCAGCUGAAGGAAAAAAAACUAUUCAGAAUUUUGGUGUUUAAAAUUACAGACUUGCUAUGUUUGUACAAGAGACAUUUUUGCAUUCAUAGUUCAUCAUUAUUAAUAGUAACUAUGCAAGCUAAAGACUUCUAUUUUAGGCACUUUUUAUCCCAUUUAAAAGUAAUAAAACUGUGAAAAUAAAGGAUUCUAUUAUAUAAAAGAUAUAUAUUUCUAAAUUAAAACUAUAUGGUGGACAUUCCAUUCUUUUUUUUUUUUUUUUGCAUUAAUAUUUUUGUAACUGUUAGAUACCCUUACCAAAAAAGCAUAAAGCUAAAAAUCACAAACCUAAAAAAAAAUAAAAAAAAAAUAAAACAUUGAAGUAUUUGGUGGUUAUUUUCAAUAUUGCACUUAAACAUGGUUUAUUUGCUAUAUUUUUUUUUUUACAUUUCAUAAAAUAUAUGGUAAAUUAAAACGAAUGACAAAAACAACACAUGUAACAAUGUACGAUUAAUCAAACUGUUCAUUCACAUUUAUCCAGGUUUUUAAAAUACAAACGAGAGAAAGACCAUUUAGAAAUAAUGCUUAUAGCUUUAUUUACAUUCUGCAAAAAUAGCAGCUACACGAUGUUACAGGAGUCUGUGGUUAUUUAUUUGACUGACAGCAGAAAUUCCACAACAAUCAUACAAUUUGUUUUAAUGUCUUAAGUCUAAAUUUGUUUAUUUACUUAGCUGAUUGUUCUGGAUUUACAGGGGAACUGCAACAUGUGGAUUAGAAUGCAGAAACAUAUUUUUUUAAAUCUGUUAUUCUGCAGUUCUUUUGCCAAUUCACCACAAUUCACUAUUUAGCAAAUAAACUACAGAAACUGACAGUUUUAAAAAUCUAUUAUAGUAUUUGAAUGAAGUCUGUGUCAUUCUACAUAGGACGUGUAGAUUGACUAUAAUUUAAGUGAAUUGGUCACUGAAAAUUAUUUUGGGCACUAUAGCAGAAAACAAGAUCCCCACAAUGAGGUAAUGGAAUUGGUAACAAAUGCAUACAUUGUUGAAUACAUGUUUUUUAGAUUAUCCCCAGGCCGGUUCCAUAAUGCAUUUAUUUUCAGCAUAUCAUGAAAAUUAAGUAAUGUGCCAGCCAAGGUUCCAGAUGAUGCCACAUUAAAGUUUGCAAUUUCAUGCGAUAUUGCAAUUAGCAAAAACUAUUCCAUUUGUUGUUACAUGGGCAAACAAAUCUACUGCCAAAUCUAUUUAUUGGUUUUUGUUGGCAUUGCACUCCAUGUGAACUCUUUUAAAAGCAGUCUGUCAUUUAAGGAGGUAAAUUGUAUUAUUUAUUUAUUUUUUGUCAAGGACCAGAAAAUUCUAGUGUAAAUCUAAAAAGUACAUGCAUAUGUUUUAGAGAAAGAUCCACGAGGAAAUAGGGAUUCUAGCUGAUGGUUUGACUAUACAUCCAGUUGGGAGUCUAUAGUGCAUACUAACUGAACCUCAGUGUUCCUCUUAGUCUGCUGCUUGGUAUAAUCAGAAUUCAAAUGCAAGACAGAGCUAAGAGUACACUCCAAGGGACAUAACUACUACAGCUCUCUUUAGUCAUAAAGUUGCCUAGACUACCCUGGAGCAGUUCUUUGGUUUAAUGUCAAAACAUUUAGGAGAGGUUUGGCAUAAACUUGAGCUUUGUGACUGUCCCCUCGCUAGUCCAUAUUGAUAAAGUGGAAUUUUCCCUUUUACAAUAUCAUUGUCCGUAUUAUUGAACUUGGAUUGCAUUGAUAGGUUAACAGCUUUGAGCCAACAUACCUCCUGCCAAUCAUUACAUUUAGAUUUGAUGCAAUUGACAGUAAUAAUAUGUAAGUGUAAAGUUUGCAUUAUUAAUGAGGCAGAUGGGGGAGUGGUUAGAUGUGCAAGGCUCUGUUUAUGCAAAACAUUGUUUGGACAUUAAUCCAGUGGAUGGUGCCAGUUCCAUAAUGUGAACAUAAUAUGUUCUGCAAACUAUACUAGUUAUGUUGCUUUGCGUGUGUCUUUUAAACAUGGUCCUCCUUCACAGACCAUGUUUUCUGCUCCUUUAAAACAAAUUGUGAGUGUUUUGCCUUACCUAGUACUUACGUCAUUAACCUUAAAUGAAUGAUCAAAGUUUAGAUGCACAAGCAUUGACAGAGACAUCAUCCCAGUAGCUAUGUUUAGUCAACAGGAUGUUGAUGUGCCCAAAAUAUAGUUGAUAUUUAAAACCACAUAGCAAAAUAUUUAAGCAUAUGGAGCAUUUACAAGUGUAUUCAACUUUCACAUUCUAUCCACAAUUAGCAAAUUAGAGUAUUAACCAAUAAAAAGUAAUGUUGUAAGACCAUGUAUCUGUUUGGUAUGUUUAAAUUUAAUAAUUAGGGAAUCAGACUUGUAUUUGUAUCCAUUUUCUGAAAUCAACCAAGUAAUAUGGGAUUGCCAUAGUAGCUCUGAUUGUUCUUUAGCAAGUAUUUGUUGUUUCAUUGCAGAAAAGACAGGGAAUAUUUUGAAUAUCAAUGUAGGAAGGCAUAUAUAUUUUUUUAUAAAUUAUCUUAAGGGUGCAGCUCUUCAGAAAAAUAAAUAAAUAAUAACUCUAACUUACUAAUCACAAUUUGAUAACUGUGGAUUAAUAGGCAUACAUUUUUUUAUUUUUUUUUAACAAUGAUCAGGCACAUUAUUAUCUUAAAGUACUACCGCAAAAAUAACACACACAGAUGCUUAAUCCAAUGUAAAAGCAAUUAACUGUACAAUUUAUUUACAAAAAGAGAUCAUUUCAUUUUUUUAAGCUGUAAAAUGACAAACUGAUCACUCCUCACUCUAUCUGCAAUGGUUUAUUACACAUCUUACCUCAAUACUUCUAGCUUAUAUGACUAUGUCUAAACAAAAACAGCUAACUGAAAAUACAUCACACUCUGCACUCCAACAAACAUGCUCAUUCUUAUAUGAAUUAUCAACCUUACGUGUCAACGUGACUUCCCUAAACUAACACAGUGUCAACCUGUAAAUACAUAAGCACCAACAGACAUUUUGUCUUAGUACAUUCCUAGGAAGUUGAGAAAGUAGUUAAUGUAGAUUUGAUCUAUUAUUACAUUGGGAAAAAUUAUUGGAAUAAAUUUACAAUAAAAGGAAAUGUGAAAAUCUCUGAGCAUGGAAGGCAGCGUGUUCUUGGACUCUUCCCCUCUUGUCUCAUGAAAGGAUAUAGAUCAAUUUUGAUGAUAUAUAUGUAUGGAUUAAUUCUACUUUAAAAUGAGGGUCUGAAGCCUAUUUGUAUCAAAUUAAAAAAAAUAAACAUGUUGUGUAUCUCAAUGGUCAUCUUUUCUGCUUUUUUACAUUGUCAGCAUAUACUGUAUAAAAAAAAAAUGUCCGGGGCACUAACUAUUAGCCUCUUACAUGCAAGAGGGACAAAAUGUUCAAUGACAAGCAAAUGAAUCAAUGACAGAUAGUCCCUCUAACAAUCAAGGGGCCGCAUUAUCCCUGAGACAAGCAGAUUGUUAGAGACAAAGCAAUGACCUUAGCUGCCAUUUUUUAUGAUGUCUAAAUAACAUAGCAGGCAAAGUGUCUGCAAAUAAAGAAUCUCAUACUAACAGUCUAUUCGGUAACCAAAAUGUGCCUGUCCUAGUGUUGGUAGGUACUGGUUUUGUUUAUUUACCUGGAGAUUAACCAAAUAAUGUUCUUCUGCUUUCGCCAUAACAUAAAAGCAGUUACCCUAAACUAGAUUUCCAAAUCGAUAAUUUGCAUUUUAUGACCAAAGAUAUAUUUAUCAAUCAUGAAUAAAUUGCAAAUUACUCAUAGAAAUUAUUAGUAAAAAUGCCAGAGUUAAAUAUAUCUACAGUCACGGAACCCAAUCCAUUAACUAAAAAUGGCAUUGAUAAAGCUGAAAAAAUAAAUAGUUUAAAUAAAUUGCUUAAUUAUGCCACUAGCAUAAUGCUAAUAUUAACUAAACAUUGUAAAGAAAAUACUUAAAUAUUCAUUAUUAUAACAAAAAGCUUUAGAAAGUAUUUUAGAAAGUUACAGAAAACAGCUAGGAGUAGAAAAAAAAGUUUUACUUUCUAGCAAUAUAAACAUUUUAAAUAAGCCUACUUGGAGUUCAAACCAGAGUAUCGUACACUUUAGUGAUUUGGUCCAAUAUAUCUUUAUAAUUAAUCACACUUUCUUAUCAGCAGCAAAAGUCACAAUAUAAAAUAUUAAACAGAGACCUGUUUACCAUUAGGUCCACG
Messenger RNA from Pelobates cultripes (western spadefoot toad), 38507 nucleotides. Lineage: Eukaryota; Metazoa; Chordata; Amphibia; Anura; Pelobatidae. The record is from the annotation of a GenBank genome assembly.